Molecule: messenger RNA, 3984 nt
Organism: Candoia aspera
Lineage: Eukaryota; Metazoa; Chordata; Lepidosauria; Squamata; Candoiidae
Gene: SLC40A1
Product: solute carrier family 40 member 1
Exons: 8
Coding region: 338-2071 (577 amino acids)
Biological process (GO): iron ion transmembrane transport
Cellular component (GO): basolateral plasma membrane
Molecular function (GO): iron ion transmembrane transporter activity; peptide hormone binding
Source: RefSeq, a predicted model, not a curated record
GCUUGGGGUAGAGGGGCGGCAGCGAGAGGCUGACGAGGGUGGUGGGCGCCUUGCUGGGCACCUUUUCUCGGCGUGUGGCUCUUGGCCUCUGCCUGAGCAUAAGGCCAUUGCUUUCCAACUUCAGCUACAGUGAUAGCUAAGUUUGGAAAGACCAAACAGAGGGAAGCCGUUGCGUCCUCCUGCACCCCUUCUAGUCCCCAGAAUCACCUCCGUGUCUCUGUUCCCUCUCUCUCUCUCGUACACUUCCACCUCCCUCUCUGUUGCCUCUGCGCCUGAAAGGGUCCGACAGCCGCAGCAACUGAGCGAAAAAGGAGACAAGAGGUGACCGCUGAUCGCCAUGGCUCGGUCAGCGACAGAACAACAAAACAGCCGCGGGUGCUGCGAAUCCUGUAUUGGCUAUUUGACAUCUGCAAAAGUCCUCCUAUACUUUGGACAUGCCCUGUCCACUUGGGGAGAUCGUAUGUGGCAUUUUGCGGUGUCUGUCUUCCUGGUUGAACUGUAUGGGAACAGUUUGCUCCUAACUGCUGUUUAUGGAUUGGUGGUGGCAGGAUCAGUUCUUCUCCUAGGUGCCAUUAUUGGAGAUUGGGUUGACAAGAAUUCAAGGCUCAAAGUAGCCCAGACAUCCUUAAUUGUGCAGAAUGCGUCAGUCAUUUUGUGUGGCAUCCUUCUGAUGAUUGUCUUCCUGUUUAAAACACAGCUUUUAAACUUGUAUCAAGGAUGGCUUCUUACCUUCUGCUAUAUUCUAGUCAUCACAAUAGCGAACGUUGCAAAUUUGGCCAGUACAGCCACAGCAAUCACCAUACAGAGGGACUGGGUUGUUGUCGUUGCUGGUGACAAUAGAAGCACAUUAGCAGAUAUGAAUGCUACUAUACGAAGGAUUGACCAGCUGACCAACAUCUUGGCUCCGAUGGCUGUGGGACAAAUAAUGACCUUUGGAUCACCUGUGAUAGGUUGUGCAUUCAUUUCUGGCUGGAACUUGAUUUCCAUGUGUAUAGAAUAUACACUGCUCUUGAAAGUGUACAAGAAGACUCCUGCUUUGGCUCACAAGGCUGGUUCAAAGGUUGAAGAGUCAGAACUGAAGCAACUCAAUGCACAGAAAGAUGGUGAACUGAAGGCCACAGAAGGAGCUCAGUUAAUUCACAAGAAAGAAAACACAGUUUCUGAGCCUGAACAGGAAAACAUUAGCUGUCUUUCUCGUAUGGCCGAGCCCUUCAGCACAUUCCGUGAUGGAUGGGUUUCCUACUAUAACCAGUCAGUGUUCCUUGCAGGCCUGGCCCUGGCAUUCCUUUACAUGACUGUCCUUGGCUUUGACUGUAUUACUACUGGUUAUGCAUACACUCAGGGACUGAGUGGCUCCACUUUAAGCCUCUUAAUGGGAGCCUCUGCCAUAACUGGAAUUCUGGGAACUGUAGCCUUCACUUGGCUGCGUAACAAAUGUGGGUUAAUUCGCACAGGCAUCAUCUCUGGAAUAGCCCAGCUGUCCUCUCUGGUUUUGUGUGUGAUCUCAGUGUUCACACCAGGAAGUCCUUUGGAUCUGACUGUUUCCCCAUUCACUGACAUCAGCGCUAGGUUGUUUGCAAGCAGUCCAUUACCCACCAUGUCUCCUGAUGGUGAUCUCCUUGAAAUGCCUUUUACCACUGAAAUGCCUGCUUUGGUCAACGCAACAUCUUCUGAUCCAGGAUUAGCUCCCAGCCCAGUGUCUCUCAUCUCUGUUAGCCUUCUGUUUGCAGGAGUCAUCGCAGCAAGAGUUGGCCUGUGGUCUUUUGACCUGACAGUCACACAGUUGCUUCAAGAAAAUGUGAUAGAGUCUGAGAGAGGUAUCAUAAAUGGUGUCCAGAACUCAAUGAAUUACCUUCUGGAUCUGCUGCAUUUCAUCAUGGUUAUUCUGGCUCCUAACCCUGAAGCUUUUGGACUGUUGGUAAUCAUUUCCGUUUCCUUCGUUGCAAUGGGUCACAUCAUGUACUUCCGUUUUGCCCAUAAAAGCUUGGGGAGGAACGUCUUUCUUUGCUGUACUCCUGAGCUAAAGUCAGUUGCCAAUGAUUCUCCAAAUUCUGAGGAAUGCAGUGCAUAGAGGAUUUUGCCUCCUCCGAGUGUUUUUUCCAGUCCAAGUUGACUGGUGUGCUUUACUAUGGGUCAGAGGCAGCCAAGGUGGUUCUUUCCAGCAGCCAAGCCCAUGACCUACCUUGUUUUCCUUUGCCCUUGGGCAGGUAACCAGGUAUGGAUUUUUACUGGUUGCAAGAGACACACUUUUUUAUGUAAGAGGAUAUCUCAAGGGUUAAAGGUUAACUACAAAACAAAAAAAAAGGCAGUUGAGCUAGAAGGACAUGAUUCUGAUUCUUUUCAGAAACACAAUUUCUGUUGAUUCAAAUAGGGUAGAGAUUGAAAUAAUUAAACAAAAUAUUGACUUAUAUGUAAAACGCUGCAUGAGAAAAUGUUACUUUUCUCAUGCAGCAUAGAUGUACGUUUUUUUCUCUUUUAAAAGAAAUGUGAUGAAAAUAUUAUACAAAUGAAUGACGACGACGUUUAUUGAUCGAUAAAGCUCUAAAACGUGCCUUUAAACAGACAAGACCUCUUUUCUGUGAUGUUGCUUCUGGUUCAGUUUUGAAGAAACAUCUGGGUUAUUUUAGUAUAUUAUCUGAAUAAGAAAUAAUGCAAAAUAGUGUAGAAUAUAUAUGUAGCACUUCCUAGGAACCAAGAUUAACCUAGCAUAAACCGAAGCUAUUUAUAUAAUACAGUCUAGCAUUGUAAAGCAUAAGGGGGGAGUAUUUUUGGUUUUAUAAAUUUUCUGUAGCAUACUUACUAAGCCUUGGUUUCAUAGUUUUAGAGGCCAAAUAUAUGAAGUGAGAGAACUAGAUUGUAUGUAUGUGUGUUAAUGAGAGAGAGUGAAGGAGAAUAAAGAAAAGAAAGAUACAAUCGCUUUCUUCCAAAAUUAUUUAAAUGAUUUAAAACAUAAGCUGAAAAUUGCAAUCACUUAUUUUACAGUAGCCCCCCCUAAUAUCAGGAAGAAAUCAAGAAUACGCCACAAGUAACUUCAUAUAAAACCCAUUUCAAAUGAAUGGGAAUUGACAAAAAAUUAAUUGGUUUCCCAGAUGAACCAUGACACAUUCUGUGUGCAUUUGUGUGUGUGUCUGCAUUAUGUGUGUCAGCAAUUUGAAGAAAUGAGAUGAAACAUGAGUGUAAUUUGUGAGUAAAUGAUUAAUAAUCUAACAUGAUUAAAAUGUAAAAAGCAUGUCCCUGAUCACAGAUCUACAUCUGCAAAAGCAACUUGCAUCCACAGGGAUGUGUAGGAGGAUUGUUCCUAUCAAGCAGCUUCAUGUUAGUGCUGGUGUUGACAACUCUAAGUGCAUGUUGGGGCAAGCUUUUGGUGAAGACUGGCAGUGAUGCACACCUGCUCAGUGGCAGAACACUGUAUAAACUCACGUCUCUAUGUUCUGCCUGCAGUUUGGGGUUCUACUGUGCUAGUCAGCCUGCGUGGUUGCACUUGGAAGGAUGUUAGGCGUGCAGAGCCCUGCUUCACUUACACUGGUCAAUUGGGACACAUCUGUAUAGCUUUAAAUGUUUUACAGAGCUGAUACCCUUAUGCACUCUUCCUUGUUUUUUAAAAAAAGAACCUUUUAGACCCUAGCUUAAUAGAAAAACGGUAUUUUAAAUAAGUUGUGGUUGGUUUGGUGUGUGUGUUUUUUUAAAAAAAACCUUGUUAUUGUAAAAGAAAACAUUGAUAAUCCGUAGUGACUGACAAUGCCAUGUAUGUAUGAAAUGCUUCUGGAGUCCUUUUUAUGGUAUACAGGAAUGGGUGCAAUGCUUUUUAUGGUAACAUUCAUGCACUUUUGUGGAAAUUGCAGUAAUAAUGCUACAAGCACUUUGCUUUCAAAUAGAAUUGAAUCCUCUUUACUGUACUCCGGAGUUUUUCUAAUGUAAUUUUAAACUUCUGUUGUUAAAUAUUUGUUAAAUAUUUGUAUGCAUAAAUAUAAACUAUUUUUCACA